Molecule: messenger RNA, 723 nt
Organism: Trypanosoma rangeli
Lineage: Eukaryota; Euglenozoa; Kinetoplastea; Trypanosomatida; Trypanosomatidae
Exons: 1
Source: RefSeq, a predicted model, not a curated record
AUGACGGCCCACACUCUCUUUGAAAAGUAUGCCUUGCUCAACCAGCAGUACACAGGAAAACGGCGCCAGCUGGGGCCGAAGGUGAAGUGCGUGCAGUGCGACGGCUGCGACCGUGUCAUUACGUUUGCCAUAUUUUACAGCGAGUACCGCGGCGGCGUGGAUGUGUGCAACAUGUGCCGUCUGGCGGCGGAACAGAGCGCGGACGGGCGCGUGACCUGCGCGGAUCGCCGGCGCCAUCUCUGCUUUGCCCAGCACCCGCUAUGCUUUGUCGGCCCCGCCCCCCUCCCCGAACGCUACGAGGUGGACCAGGACGAGAUCGAGGUAGAGCACGACCCCCGGUUGCUCGAGCGGCGAUUUGCGAAGUCCGUUGACGUCGUCGCGUGCCGCGCGGCGGGCCGGGCCAGCAAGAGCUCGCAUGCCGACGAAAAACACAAAGACAGCAGGAAGCGCGCCGACAGGGCGGGUGUGGGGGUAGAGGAAGAAAAUGGGCUGAGUGCCAAGAAGUCGCGGCGAAGCGGCGGGGCAAGGGCGUCGGCGACGCUGACAACCGAGGAGGAGGUUGUGGUGGUGGCGGAGGCCUCGGCAUCAUUGCCUUCAAUGCGGGAGGACCCCACCCCGGAGAUCACACUGCCACCGCAGCCACCGCCGCCGCCGCCGCAGCUGAAACCUGAGGCAGAGGCGUCGGCCCACGCCUCAGCCGUGCGUGUUUCUAAGGUGCCAAAG